Molecule: messenger RNA, 1632 nt
Organism: Symbiodinium natans
Lineage: Eukaryota; Dinophyceae; Suessiales; Symbiodiniaceae
Source: the annotation of a GenBank genome assembly
AUGGAUUCCAUCCGGGCUCAACUCGAGGCGGUCUGCGCGCAGGGCCUGUUUCGGGCGGUGUCACCAUCAAAUGUCUUGACAGGCUUCGGGGAAGCUUUUGAGACUGAGGUAGUUGGAACCGCUGUGGCUAAUGCUCAGUUGGUGCCCAGCACCCUCAGACCUGUUCAAGACGUGUCCAAGCAGGUCGAGCGGGUGGACGUUUUCGUCAGCCACAGCUGGAGCUCCAGCCGGUGGGCUAAAUACCUCGGCCUUUGCAUCUUUUGGAAUUUGCGGGCCGCGGUGGUGUCAUCCUUCGCGGUAUACGCGACAGUCAUCCUGGCCCUGCUGGCGGCCAGUGAUGCGGGCGACUAUGGAAGCAGUUCCUCGUUGGCGCCGCCUCUGAUCAUCGUACCAAUGGCUGUGUUCAUCAUCGUCCUCCUCUUCGGCCAAGACCUCCGCCGCCAUUUCUUCCAGCCGCCCACUGUCUGGUUGGACAGGCUGUGUGUAGAUCAGACGGAUAUGAAUCUGAAGGUCAAGGCAAUCCUGUCACUGCCGGUGUUUGUCGCGCAUGCGCGUCAGAUGCUGGUGCUUUGGGAUGACACCCUGUUUGAACGGCUUUGGUGCAACAUGGAACUUGCGACCUUUGCAAGGACGAGCUCACACAGUGUGACGCGUCUGACCAUGCAGCCUCUCUGGCUUACGCAGUGGCUUCUACUGUCUGUGGUCACGCAUCUGGCCGCGGGUCUUUUCUUAAAUGUAUUGCUUUCGACACAAGUUGCCCAUAUUUGGCAACCUGUGGCCGAGCUGGAUGGCUGGAUUAAACAGCGGUUUGGUCCAACAUCAAGCACAACCCUCUUCCUCAUCUGGGCGAGACAAGCCUUCGUUUUUGGAGCUGGCUUCGUUCCACAAGCUUUGACUGGGUGGUAUUGCUUACGACAGAAGCUGGAGAACCACCGGAGAAUGCUGAGCGACAUGGCCAACUUCGACGUCAAAGACGCCAAGUGUACAGAAGAAAGCGACAGGGCGCUCAUCGAGAAGAUCGUUCAAGAGGUCUUCGAAUCGGAGAUGGAGAACAGCGACGCCGGGACGGCCUCCCUGCAAGUAGGUUGGGGACUACCCUUCGGCGCGGAUUUGAUUCAGAGCCCUUCUUCAUUGGAGCGGACAAGCCUCAUCACUCUCCACGAGGAGACCACUGAGGACUUCUCAGGCGGUUUGGAGCGCUUCAAUGCCUAUGUCCGCGGGCCCCUGCGCGAAGCUGUGAUGGAGACUUUGGGUGACGAGGUGCACGUGCCGCUGCACUUGUGCAUUGUCGCCUCAUUGCCGAUGUGGUUUGUCGCCGCGGUGGACGUCCUCAGUUGUGAAAACUUCCGGUGCGCUGAUGUGCAAAAGCUCGAAGGAUUUGAGGACUUGACGCCGUACUUGCUGAGCAAUGCGCUGAGCUGGUUCUAUUUCAAUGCCGUGCUGUAUCCGACUGUCUUCCCACUGCUGCUUCGCAUACUGAGGUACCUCCGCAGGGUCGAUCGACCUACGUGGCAGCAGAUACCGCUGGAACUCGCUGGUACGUUGGUGGCUUUUGCCCAUGUUUUUGCAUGCAACGCAUGCAUCUUCGCAAGCGAGCUGUAUCUCGGCAUUGUUCAGUGCAGUAGAGAUUAG